Molecule: messenger RNA, 4239 nt
Organism: Calidris pugnax (ruff)
Lineage: Eukaryota; Metazoa; Chordata; Aves; Charadriiformes; Scolopacidae
Gene: KDM2A
Product: lysine (K)-specific demethylase 2A
Exons: 21
Coding region: 145-3669 (1174 amino acids)
Biological process (GO): protein demethylation; regulation of transcription by RNA polymerase II
Molecular function (GO): transcription coregulator activity; protein binding; zinc ion binding
Source: RefSeq, a predicted model, not a curated record
UCAGGCUACGGGGGGUGGCCGGUUCCUCCCCCGAAGGUCUGGUUGGAGACACGGUCCCGGGGAUUAAGAGCAGCGGUAGACGAGGAAGAGGAGGAAGACAGCAGUCCUGGAGUGUCCUUCUCGCUCUCUUCAGAAGAGUCGGAGAUGGAGCCCGAGGAAGAAAGGAUCCGUUACAGCCAAAGACUGCGUGGCACGAUGAGGCGGCGUUACGAGGACGACGGCAUCUCCGACGAUGAAAUCGAAGGGAAGAGGACGUUCGACCUGGAGGAAAAGCUGUCCACCAACAAGUUUAACUCCACCUUCGUGGUCUUCAUGGAAGGCAAAGACUUCACAGUUGAAUACAUCCAGCGGGGUGGCCUGAGGGACCCUCUCAUCUUCAGAAGCUCGGACGGCCUGGGGAUAAAGAUGCCAGAUCCGGACUUCAGCGUCAACGAUGUGCGGCUGUGUGUCGGGAGCCGACGGAUGGUGGACGUGAUGGAUGUGAACACGCAGAGGGAUAUCGAGAUGUCCAUGGCGCAGUGGGCCCGCUACUACGAAACGCCGGAGGCCGAGCGAGAGAAACUUUACAACGUCAUCAGCCUGGAGUUCAGCCACACCAAACUGGAGAACCUGGUGCAGAGACCAGCUACGGUGGAUCUGAUUGACUGGGUUGAUAACAUGUGGCCCAGACACCUGAAGGAGAGUCAGACAGAGUCUACGAACGCUAUCCUGGAGAUGCAGUACCCAAAGGUGCAGAAAUACUGUCUGAUGAGUGUCAAGGGCUGCUACACAGAUUUCCACGUGGACUUCGGCGGCACUUCUGUGUGGUACCACAUCCACCGAGGGGGAAAGAUCUUCUGGCUGAUCCCUCCUACACCCCAGAACCUGGAGCUCUAUGAAAACUGGCUUCUCUCAGGGAAGCAAGGAGACAUUUUUCUUGGGGACAGAGUGUCAGAGUGCCAGCGCAUCGAGCUCAAGCAGGGCUACACCUUUGUCAUCCCCUCAGGUUGGAUCCAUGCUGUGUACACUCCCAUGGACACGCUGGUUUUCGGAGGCAACUUCUUACACAGCUUCAACAUCCCUAUGCAGCUCCGGAUCUACAGCAUCGAAGACCGUACGCGGGUCCCAAACAAGUUUCGUUAUCCCUUCUACUACGAGAUGUGUUGGUACGUGCUGGAGCGCUACGUCUACUGCAUCACCAGCCGCUCCCACCUGACCAAGGACUUCCAGAAGGAAUCUCUCAGCAUGGAUAUGGAGCUGAGCUCCUCCGACUCGGUAAACAUGGAAGAGGAGGAGGAGGAGGAAGAAGAGGAAGACGCAGCAGGGAAAGAAGCCAGGCGACCGGUCACAAGACGGUCCAUUCUCACCAGCCCAAUAGCCAACGGUGCCAAUGUGGACUAUGAUGAACUGGGCAAGAGCUGCCAGAGCAGCCUGCCGGGUCUGAAGAAGACCACAUCUAUAGACUCUUCUGACUCCAGCCGGGGCUCCCAAAACGGCCAGGCCUGGGACCCCAAUGGUGGCAGCCCACGCAAGAGCAGGAAGGUCCACCUGACGCAGUUUGAGCUGGAGGGGCUGCGCUGCCUCGUGGACAAACUGGAGUCCCUCCCUCUGCACAAGAAGUGUGUUCCCACCGGCAUUGAGGACGAGGACGCCCUCAUCGCUGACGUCAAGCUGCUGCUAGAAGAAUACGCAAACAGCGACCCCAAACUGGCACUUACAGGCAUCCCCAUCGUCCAGUGGCCCAAGAGAGAUAAGCUAAAGCUCCAGGCCCGGCUGAGGGUACGCCUGCCCACCAUCCCCAUCACUAAGCCUCACACCAUGAAGCCAACCCCUCGCCCGACCCCCGUCAGGUCUACGGUCUCUCCCAUCGUGUCAGGCGCCAGGCGGAGGCGGGUGCGGUGCCGAAAAUGCAAGGCUUGCAUGCAGGGCGAGUGUGGCAUGUGCCACUACUGCAGGGACAUGAAGAAAUUCGGUGGGCCUGGCCGCAUGAAGCAGUCCUGCGUCCUCCGGCAGUGCUUAGCGCCCAGGCUGCCUCACUCGGUCACAUGUGCACUUUGUGGGGAGGUGGAUCAGAACGAGGACUCGCAGGACUUUGAGAAGAAGCUCAUGGAGUGCUGUAUCUGCAACGAGAUCGUUCACCCUGGCUGCCUGCAGAUGGACGGGGAAGGGCUGCUCAAUGAUGAGCUCCCCAACUGCUGGGAGUGUCCCAAAUGCUACCAGGGUGACGACGCAGAGAAAGGCCAGAAACGGAAGGUGGAGGAGAGCGACGACGACACGGCGCAAGCCAAGGUGCUGCGGCCCCUGCGGAGUUGCGAGGAGCCCCUGACCCCCCCACCCAACUCGCCCACCCCCAUGCUGCAGCUCAUCCACGACCCGGCUUCACCCCGAGGGGUGGUGACGCGCUCAUCCCCGGGGGCUGGCCCCAGCGACCACCACAGCGCCAGCAGAGACGAACGCUUCAAGCGACGGCAGCUCCUGCGGCUCCAGGCCACCGAGAGAACCAUGGUGAGGGAGAAGGAGAACAACCCCAGCGGCAAGAAGGAGCUGUCGGAGGUGGAGAAGGCCAAGCUCCACGGCUCCUACCUCACCGUCACCCUUCAACGCCCCACCAAAGACGUCCACGGCACUUCUAUCGUCCCCAAGCUGCAAGCCAUCACCGCCUCCUCCACCAACCUGCAGCACUCUCCACGGGUGGUCAUGCGCCACCCGCCCACCAGGAUGCCCCUCCGGGGGGGCGGUGGGGAGGAGGAGGCAGCGGCGGCAGCUGCCGAGGAGGAGGAGGAGGAAGAGGAAGAGGAGGACGAGAACGCGGAGGAAGGGGGGGCGGCCCGGCUCAACGGCCGAGGGGGCCGGGCGCAGGAGGGCGAGGAGAGCUGGAUGCAGCGCGAGGUGUGGAUGUCCGUCUUCCGCUACCUCACCCGCAGGGAGCUCUGCGAGUGCAUGCGGGUGUGCAAGACCUGGUACAAGUGGUGCUGUGACAAGAGAUUGUGGACAAAGAUAGAUUUAAGCAGGUGCAAGUCCAUCACCCCUCAGGCGUUGAGCGGCAUCAUCAAAAGGCAACCGGUCAGCCUCGACCUCAGCUGGACCAAUAUCUCCAAAAAACAGCUAACGUGGCUCGUCAACAGGCUGCCAGGCCUGAAAGACCUCAUCUUAGCGGGCUGUUCCUGGUCUGCGGUCUGUGCUCUCAGUACCUCCAGCUGCCCCCUUCUCAGGACCCUCGAUCUUCGGUGGGCAGUAGGAAUCAAGGACCCUCAGAUCCGGGAUUUACUCACGCCUCCAACAGAUAAACCCAGUCAGGACAAUCGCAGCAAACUCCGCAACAUGAUCGAUUUCCGGCUCGCCGGCCUGGACAUCACCGACGCCACGCUGCGGCUCAUCAUCCGCCAUAUGCCCCUGCUCUCCCGCCUCGACCUCAGCCACUGCAACCACCUUACGGACCAGUCGGCCAACCUCCUCACGGCCGUGGGCUCUUCCACCCGCAAUUCCCUCACCGAGCUCAACAUGGCAGGCUGCAAUAAGCUGACGGACCAGGCCUUGCUCUACCUGCGCCGCAUCUCCAACGUCACCCUCAUCGACCUGCGAGGUUGCAAACAGAUCACCCGCAAAGCCUGCGAGCACUUCAUCUCGGACCUGUCCAUCAACAGCCUCUACUGCCUGUCCGAUGAGAAGCUGAUCCAAAAAAUCAGCUAGAGACCCUUCCCGGGGCCAGACUUGAGGAGAAGGAAAAGAGCCCAUCCUAACCCUUCUCGGAGAAACCGUUCCUCCAACGUUCCCCACCUCGCCCUCCGCGUCCUGCCGCCUCCCUCCCACCCGAUUCGGCAGGGCAGAGGGGCCGCCGCUGGCCUCGCUCCACCGUCCUUCCUCCUCCUCUUCUUCUCCUUCUUCCUCCCUCCUCCUCCUCCUCCUCCACUGGGACUUCUGCCGAUGGAGAUGUCCCGCCAGGCUGGCCAGUACCAGAGGAGGAACGGGCGAAUGGCAAAGGAGCCUUGGGCCCGCAGGCUGGUGGCCGCUUCCCGGGCGGAGCUUGUCAUUGAGAUCUCUGUGCGGAGAAAAAUGGGGUGCCCUCUUUCCUGUCCCCCCUCCUCCAUCCCGUGCCACCCCCCCAAAGCUUUUCCCCCUCCUCCCCGUCGUCUCCUUGAAAACACUUGUCACUUCCCCGUUAGCACAAAGCUCGAGGGUCGAGGUCUCUCCAAGGAAGCGGGAGCAGAGCUGGAACAAAACUUGUGUGUGUGUCCCCCCCCUCAAAUCUGUGCCACCACC